Molecule: messenger RNA, 34738 nt
Organism: Coregonus sp. 'balchen'
Lineage: Eukaryota; Metazoa; Chordata; Actinopteri; Salmoniformes; Salmonidae
Source: the annotation of a GenBank genome assembly
AUGGCCUGCUCCUUCUACAUUUUCGGAACACCAGCCCGCUCCCCGAAAGUGAUCGAUAGUAUAUCUUGGCUCGCACUGUGAUGAUUGUGAUUCUGAGCUCUCAGGUUCAUACAGCGAGUUAUGGUCUUCACUGAUCUCACUCUCCAUCAGCUCCAUCUGUGGCGUAUAGGGGCAGGAUUCGGUUGUAUACUGAUGGUCGUGAGCGCAAUCUAACUGGGCCCCGAGAUCUUUAGUGAUGGUCCUGGUGGACCUCUUCUCCACCGCAGCACAGGAACACUCUGGCAACCAGGGGUCAGUUUGGCAUGCUGUACUAACCGUUCUUUCCUGUUGGUAGAAAACAAUUAAGGCAUCUAUUAGACUAUAGUUAUAUUCAAGAAUCACUACAUAUAGUGUAUAUUGUCCAUUUUAUAUCCAAAAUGGCCUCAGGGACGACAGAUUGUGUCUUGAAAUAAACAAUAGCCUUAGAAAUAACAUGGAUUUGUAUGUACCUCCUCUGCCUCCUGCACAGUCUCCUCCAGGAUGAAAACCUUUUCAGGGAUGAAGAUGUCAUCCUGAAAACAAACAAACGUUUUGUUAAGACAACUGAACCCAAAUGGUGAUGAUGGUCGGUCGGUAACCCCUACACCAUAACCCUCGGAAUUUAAAAUGGAAGCGCAAGCAGAGGGCUUCAACGUAGGCCUAUGACUCCUUUCCAUUCGGAAACUCCCGGUUGCCGCAUCAAAAGUGCCCUUCAUCGUGCUGUCUGCAGAUCCUGCUAGCUCGAGCUGGCACGUCCUUCCUCUUCAGGACAUGGAGCCACUUCUUCAAAAGCUGUGGGUCCUUGGGCAGCCUAUGGUAGCUUACAGAGGGAUUUUUAGACCCAAUUCAUACAGCCUGGCUCUAUACAGUUAAUGUUUGAAUUACUACUUGUUGUUGCCAUCUUGUUGUCCGCACCUAACCUCACUCUCUUCGAUGCACUCUCCACGCGAAAACUCAAUACCACAGACAAUUUGCUGAUUCCUGCCAGUGACGCACUGGCGUCAGUCGUUACUAUGGCAAUUUAAAAUGGCGCUGACCAUAGCUCAAAUAAACCUUGUCGAUGAUCAAAAUACUAAAUAUAGAGAUGUUUUUAUGUUAAAUUUUUAGUAUUAGUGGAUUGAAUUUUUAGUAUUAGUGGAUUGAAUACAUCUCUUUGUUUAGAUUUACUUCCUAAAGUGUUUCCAUUCCCCUUUAAACAUGCUGCAACUGACUGGAGGCAGGACAUACAACGAGCAGGCUAAAUAGAAUGUCUCUGGGGUGAUUGACUGAUGAGCUGUCAGCCAUUCUAACUAAAGGGACAAACUAGUGGUGCAUAGGGAAAUCUAAAUAUGAAGGCCUGAUUGGAAGCUCCUCAGAGGCGGAAGGGGAGGACCAUCCUCCUCAGUGAAUGUCAUAAAAAUAAAAAUAGUGAAACGUUAAAAAAGUUAUCUUUUUUUUAGAUAAAACUAUACUAAAUAUAUUCACGUCACCAAAUAAUUUAUUAAAACACACUGUUUUGCCAUGCAGGUCUACAGUAGCCUCAACUGCAUGGUGUAGCUGGAGGACAGCUAGUUUCCGGCCUCCUCUGGGUACAUUGACUUCAAAACAAAACCUAGGAGGCUCAUGGUUCUCACCCCCUUCCAUAAACUUACACAUGAAUUAUGAAAAUUUCUGGAGGACUUUCUCCAACCUAUCAGAGCUCUUGCAGCAUGAACUGACAUGUUGUCCACCCAAUCAAAGGAGCAGAGAAUGAAUCUAGUACUGAACGCAUAAGCUACAGAUAGCUAGCACUGCAGUGCAUAAAAUGUGGUGAGUAGUUGACUCAAAGAGAGAGAAAGGCAAUAGUUGAACAAAUUAAUUUCUUUAAAAAUUAAGGAGAACCAAGAGAGAGAGAGAGAGAAAUAUGUUGUAUUUUUUUCACUUUAAUUUAGCUAGCGAAUGCAGCUAGCUAGUUUAACCUACUCAAACACCCGGCUCAAACAGAGAGGGAUGCUAUGUUAGCUAGCUGGCUAUGGCUAUCCAAAAUAAAAAACACUGUAUGGUUCUUCAAAAGGUUAUUUGUAGAACCUUUGAGAUUGAGAAAGGUUCUUUAUAGAACCAUUUUCCAUAAAGGUUCUAUAAAGAACCAUUAACAAGGGGUAUAACCAUAGGUGAAUGCUUUGGUGCUGUAUAUAACCUUUUUUUAAUGAUUAUUUGUAGCUUAGGAAAGGGUUCUUUAUAGCACCAUAAAGGUUCUUUAUAGUGCCUUCAAUAAAGGGUUCUUACACCACCCCAAAAGGGAUCUGCUAUGGUUACAAGCCAAAUAACCCUUAUUUGGCACUGUAGAACCAUUUGUGUGUGUGUAGAGAGAGGGCAAGCCAAAUCAAGCAAUGAACAUUUAUAUCCAAUAUAAUAUAUCCGGUUUGUGACAAAAUAAAGUCAGUUCCUCAGUCUUCAAGUGGUAGGUGAGUGGUAGGUGGUGUGGCUCCGGGGUGAAGUGUUGGGAGCCACACCACCUGAUCUAGGAUCAGCUUCCACAUUCCCCACCUUUUAACCAUUAGUGGAGAAAAUGCAAAACGGACCCAAGAUCAGCAUCUAGGGGCACCUUUACUCUACUCCGGAUGGUUUGACUAACCCGUCCCCCUGUUGCUCUGCGCUGUGUAUAUAGGCUGAGCUGACCAAGCAGCAAAACAACUUUAAGAUUGUGCUGAAGCAGCUGGAGGACUCUCUGCUGGCUCGACUCUCGGCCGCCUCUGGCAACUUCCUGGGAGACACCGCCCUCGUAGAGAACCUGGAGAUCACCAAGGCAACCGCCACCGAGAUCGAGGAGAAGGUACACGCACACACAAACACACUUUCUCAAAUUAUGGUCUAUUAUGGUGUGAAGGUGAGCGGAGAGUGUUUGGGUUUGUGGCCCUCAGGUGCGCGAAGCGAAGAUAACAGAGGUUAAGAUCAACGAGGCCAGAGAGAACUACAGACCUGCGUCGAUACGAGCUGCUCUGCUCUACUUUAUCCUCAACGACCUGAACAAAAUCAACCCCAUCUACCAGUUCUCCCUCAAAGUGACACUCCACAGAACUCUAGAAUCACACACUCUCAAUACUCAUGACUUUAUUAUCAACCUCAGAACUUAAGAACUUAAGAACUUAAGUUUUGGUGUGUGUGUCUGUCUGUGUGUGUAGGCCUUCAGUGUUGUCUUUGAGGUGGCCAUCAUGCUUACAGAGCCGGCGGACGAGGUGAAACAGAGAGUGAACAACCUGAUUGACCAGAUCACCUACUCUGUGUUCAUGUACACCAACCGUAGCCUGUUUGAGAGGGACAAGCUUACCUUCAUCGCUCAGGUCGCAUUCCAGGUCAGAAAACACAGCAGAUAGGCUGUACUGAAUAGGCCUAUGAGCCCUGGUCAAAAGUAAAGCACUAAAUAGGGAAUAGGUACCGUUUGGGAUGCACACAGAAUAUGACUUUUAAAAGAAUAGAAACUUACAGAAUCAAAGUGACAUUUGGUGACACACAUAGGCCCAUAUACUUACAUAGAACAUUUCUGCUUGGUGGAUGAGAAUACUGUUCAUAUCUAUAUGUGUGUGUGUGUGAGUAGAUCUUGCUGAUGAAGAAGGAGAUCAAUCCUACGGAGCUGGACUUCCUCCUGAGGUUCCCAUACAAAGCUGGCCUGGGCUCUCCUGUCGACUUCCUUGCCAACCAGGGCUGGGGCGGCAUCAAGGUGGGCACAGCCCAAACACACACACACACACUCUACACUCUCAGAAGAAAGGGUACGGUUAGGGUACAGUAUUGUAACCAGUGGUUUAAUCAAAUUUCCCUUCAGAAGUACACAUAUAAUCUCACAUGGUACUGUGCGGUACCUUUUAGGUACAUGUGCGGAUAAUCUAGUUAAAUGGUACAUUUUUGUACCCAAUAUUUUGAAUAUAAAGGUACAAUCAUCACACACUCUCAAAAGCCUUGCCCGUCAUUAUCAUAUUUCCCAGCAUGAAAGUUGAUUUUUAGAAUUGUUUGUUUCAAUAUGUGUGUUUUUGCAUGCACAUUGAUUGAUCUUAUGCUACACAAAGAUAAAUAGCAUACAUUUUUCUAAACUAAUCCAAACUGUUAGAAGUUGGACUUAUUACCAGAGGUGGGAUCAAGUCAGUAUUAUUCUAAUCACAAGCAAGUCUCAAGUCACAAGGUCCUAGUCUCAAGUUGAGUCCCAAGUAGAAUGGGCCAAGACUCGAGUCAAAGUCGUGCAUUCUAAGAGCAAGUCAAGUUGAGUCACAAGUUUAAGUCAAGUCUCAAGUCAAGUAAAAUAAAAUCGAUACAUGCAACGACUUGUUCAACUACAAAUCAUUGUCUAUUUCUCGAGGCUACAGGACAGCCCUUUUCAUUAUUUUGUCUACAACAUAUGUUUAUUAAAAUAUGGACCAUGUAGCAGUCAGAAGGGCAUGAAAUCAGCAGAAGGCAAGGCAGGUUGACGUGCAGAUUUAUUUACAGGUCUUAGUGAUCCAAUGGUGAAAGCGCCAUAUCAUACAAAAUAUACACGUAGCUUUACCAAAUAUACACAGGCAAUAGCCUCUGUAUCAGGCUUAACCUGUCCUAUCUGAGAAACCAAAUCCAAUCUGUCUAACAGGAGCUCAAACAGGUAGGCCUACAUAAUAAGCAAUUGGUCGUCAGGACCAUACAAUUAACCAAUUGGCAAUUACAACCAAUAAACUGGUUCUACAAUGUAAAAGGCCAUUUCCACAUCCAUUGUUACAUUGGUACAUUGGUCUUAAUCAGACUUAAUGAUUAUUAAUGAUAUUCCAACACCAAGCAUACAUUAAACAAUAAUUUUAUCUUAUUCAACCCUCUGACUCCAAAGCAUGGACGCAGUAGCCUAUUUCUAUGGGCACUAAGGCAUGUUUGCUCCUAUUACGAACAACAAAAAUGACAGAGACAUAGGACACAGACACACGCAACUCCGACAUAACCCGGGAAAUAUGAACAAAGGAAACUAUACAUUGAAUUAAAUAAACAUAACGUCUACCUCAUGUGUCUUGCGAAUGUUCAUGUGCACAAUAAACAUCGCGCCCACUCAGAGCAGGGUAAGAAAUGGUUGGCUAUAAAAUGAAAAUGUAUCGUAGGCCUAUCAAACAUGAAACAGAAAUGUCUACGUGUUGCAAUAAACAUUAAUGGAAUUAUGAAACGCAAUGGAAUAUAGAUUUACCCCAUAGGGCUUAUGCAUUUAAACGUGUGAAAGCAACAGCUAAUAUUUUAUUUCAACAAGAGAAAAAAAGCACACUCCACUGGCAGGAGUUUGGAGACUGCAAGUGAAGAGCAGUGCCUAUGGUGCAUCUUUGCCACAGUAAUAUUUGAUUUUAACAACAAAUUCCAAAUACAAGCUUCAUAACUAAAUGAUCAAUAUCAAGCAAUUGUUACAUACCAAAAGACCAGUAGACCUAUGCUAGUAAUUGUUGCUGGUGAGCUUGCAAAGUAAACAGUUAAUAUUCUUGAUCACCAAACAAUUUUUGGAGCUGCAUAUUUAUUUAUUAUGGUAAUCCUCUCUCACUACAAUUUGCCGUUUGCGCUGCACCGGAACCUAUAGCUGUACUUUAAAUCAACAAUCUGUUCGCUAGCUCACCCGACCUGUGUUGACUGACAGUUUGUGGUCCAAUCAGAGUGCAGAGUGUGUGUUUCACUAGCCAAUCUGUUGCAGUUUUUUUUGCAAGGGUGAUGCUGCUGCUACUGUCUCUGGCUGCGUGAAGAUUAAUACACGUAACCAAACCAUAUACUUGAUGUAUCUGUUAUUAUCAAGAUGAACAAUCAAGCAUGGCGCAAUCAACCUGUCAGUGACUACUCGUGCCCUGUGGAUGGGGACAUUGUCAUCCUAUGGGGGCAUUGCCAUGGUAGCCAAAAUAAUGGCCUGCCUAGCAUUUAUGUACAUGACCCUAAGCAUCCCAAAUGAAAAAAGAUAUAGUAUACUAUGGUAUUAAUGCUAUAGUAUUCACUGUAGUGUUUUUGUGGAAUUUACUGCAGUAUUCACUGUAUAGUUUUUGAAUACUGUAGUAUUUACUGUAGUAUACUAUAGUAUUUGCAGUUAAUUAUAGUAUAAAUACUGUAGUAAGAUAACUGUAGUAUAUACUAUAGUAAUUAAUGUAGUGUUUAUGCGGAUUGUAGUAUACUGUAGUGUUUUUGCAGACAUUACCGUAGUAUUUAUUAUAGUGUUUUUGUUUUAUUAUCUUUGACAUAGAAGUGGGCUUUCUCCUUCAGGAAACCUACUGGAGAAAUACAAAAAUAGCAUAUUUUCCAUAGCCUGUAGGUAGGUCUGGGUUCUGAACAGAUAGUUCAGAGCUUCUGCUCUUUUCUAUAACCUUUAGGGAACACAAUAUAUGGUUUAUACUUGGCAUUUAGGUUUCUCACUUACAGGUGGCACAAAUUGUGAUAUAGGGGAGGGGAAUGGACAGGGUAUAUGCUAAUUAAAUACUGUAGCAUUUACUAUAGUUAAAAAAGUGUCGUGUUUUUGCAGACUAGUGUUUUUGUGGAUAAUACUGUAGUAUUUACUAGAGUAUUCUACAGUAUACUACAGUUUACUAUAGAAUUCUAUAGUAAACUGUAGUAUUUUUUCAUUUGGGAUGUUGGGAUGCUAAUUGCUUAAUUAACUCAGGAACCACACCUGUGUGAAGCACCUGCUUUCAAUAUACUUUGUGUCCCUCAUUUACUCAAGUGUUUCCAUUAUUUUGGCAGUUACCUGUAUGUAAUGUGUUGUCAUAAAGACUUUAAUUUCAAUGAUAAAAUAUUCACUUAGGCACUCACUUGGUGAAGGCUACAGAACUGAAAGCCAUUGAAAGCCACAACCAUGUCUCUGUCACUAGCAAACACAGUCAUGGGUGGUACUGGUAACACUAAAUUACUCCAAAUACCCUGGGAUAUAUGCAAAAAGGCUUUACACUCUACAGUGUUAAAACAACACCCCAAAACCUUUUUAGAGGUAUAUUUUUGCCACUUAAAAGGAACGAACGACCUUGUCAAUGUGGUGGUACCCGAAAAAGGCAAAAUUGUGCCUUUUCUAAAGGUAUGCUUUUGUACCUGUACUAUCUUGUCCCAUAAGGUACACUAUUGGCUCUAUUAAGGUACAAACUGCAAGGGUACAAUUAUGUACCUAUAACUAAAGGUAUAACUUACGUACCACUACAGUGACAAGCGUUUGUACACCUUUAAGAACAAAUCUAAACCUUUAUUUCUGAGAGCGUACCGACACACACACACUAUCGACCUGCAUAGCUGAGUAAUAUAGGUGUGUGUGUGUGUCAGGCCCUGUCGGAGUUUGAUGAGUUUAAGAACCUGGACCGGGACAUGGAGGGAUCUGCGAAGCGCUGGAAGAAGUUUGUGGAGUCGGAGGCUCCGGAGAAGGAAAAGUUUCCUCAAGAGUGGAAGAACAAGACGGGCCUCCAAAAACUGUGCAUGAUGAGGUGUAUGAGACCGGACCGCAUGUCCUACGCAGUCAGGUACGAGACACGUAUGCACACACAUAUACCCAUGUAAAGGAAGCAGUUAGGUGUUUGUUCCGGUAAUGUUGAGUGUUUGUUCUGUGUGUUGUAGUACCUUUGUGGAGGAGAAGAUGGGUACAAAGUACGUGGAGGGGAGGAGCGUGGAAUUCGCCGUGUCAUUUGAGGAGAGCAGCUCGUCUACUCCCAUGUUCUUCAUCCUCUCCCCGGGAGUCGACCCCCUCAAAGAUGUGGAAGCCCUAGGUCUGUACACGCACACACGAACACACACACACGAACACACACACACACAUUCUUGCUAUAGUACCUUGAACCCUAUCUGUUUCAUGUCUAACCUGCCAUCCUGUCAUUUGGUCCAGGUAAGAAGAUGGGCUUCACCUUUGACAACGGGAAGUUCCACAACGUGUCUCUGGGUCAGGGCCAGGAGGUGGUGGCCGAGGCUGCUCUGAACGUGGCAGCUAGAGAAGGACACUGGGUUAUACUGCAGGUACACUGUAUGGGCACCACUUACUCUUUACUCACAGGCUGGAGUUUGAACAGCAUGCACGUUAUUAGCUUCGUCUCAAAUGGCACCCUAUUCCACUAUAUAGGGAAGACUAGGGUCUUAUAAAAAUCGGUUUAAUUUUUUGCCUAAUUCCAUAUAUAUCUUUCCCAAAUUCAGUUUUCUCCAUUUAGUUUUUCCAGGUUUCUGAUUUGUCAGUUUCUUCAGGUUUUCACUCUCAGAAUCACCAUUUUACGUCCACAACGAUACUUAAACCACAUCAGGAGACCUAUUUUGACGUUUGGGAAAAAUCUAAGAAAUUUUCAUUUUUGGGUGUAGAUACCCUUUAAUUCAAGUGUGCACCAGCAAGAUACUUGUUUGGUUAGUGGUGUUUCUGUAGUGCACAUUUGAUUGCAGAGUUUGCUAAUCAAAUCACCUGUCAUGGGGUGCUGAGGGUGGGUGUGAUGCAGGAAUCAAGCGCAGGACGCAGAAGCUAAGUCCAAAAGACUUUAGUGAGUUAUUCACGUAGUACACGAGAACACUAAGCCCGGAGGCGAAAUAACGGCGCACACAGGCGUCAAACAAAAGGGCGCACAAACAUGUGCGAAAACCUCUCCAAACACGGAGGGAAGAAUACGUAGCUCCGAACACCAAACAGAGGAGCAAUCACACACAACACCAUACACACACAACGAGAACUAAAUAGGACACUAAUGAGGACUAACUAGACACAGGUGUACAACAUCCAGACAAAACCAAACGAACAUGAAACAUAGAUCGGUGGCAGCUAGUACUCCGGGGACGACGACCGCCGAAACCUGCCCGAACAAGGAGGAGGAGCAGCCUCGGCCGAAACCGUGACAUUACCCCCCCCCCCUUGACGCGCGGCCCCAGCCGUGUGCCGACCCCGGCCUCGGGGACGACCAGGAGGGCGCGGAGCAGGGCGCGCGGGAUGGUCCCGGUGGAACUCCGACAGGAGAGAUGGGUCUAGGAUGUCCCUCCGCGGCACCCAGCACCGCUCCUCCGGGCCGUACCCCUCCCACUCCACGAGAUACUGGAGACCCCCCAUCCGGCGUCUUGAGUCCAAGAUGGACCGAACGGUGUACGCCGGAGCCCCCUCGAUGUCCAGUGGGGGCGGAGGAGUCUCUCCUAUCUCACCUUCCUGGAGUGGACCAGCUACCACCGGCCUGAGAAGAGACACAUGGAACGAGGGGUUAAUAUUCUUAUAUUCAACAGGCAGAUGUAACCUAUAACACACCUCGUUCAAUCUUCUCAGGACUUUAAAAGGCCCCACAAACCACCGACCCAGCUUCCGGCAGGGCAGGCGGAGGGGUAGGUUUCUGGUAGAGAGCCAGACUCGAUCUCCGGGUGCGUACACCGGCCCCUCACUGCAGUGGAGAUCGGCGCUCGCCUUGUGAUGACGGAUGGCCCGCUGCAGAUGGACGUGUGCAGCGUUCCACGUCUCCUCCGAGCGCCUCAUCCAAUCAUCCACCGCAGGGGCCUCGAUCUGGCUCUGCUGCCAAGGUGCCAGAACCGGCUGGUAACCUAACACACAUUGGAAGGGGGUUAGGUUGGUAGAGGAGUGGCGGAGAGAGUUCUGGGCCAUCUCGGCCCAGGGAAUGUACCGAGCCCACUCCUCAGGCCGGUCCUGGCAAUACGACCUCAGAAACCUCCCCACAUCCUGGUUGACUCGUUCUACCUGCCCGUUACUCUCCGGGUGAUACCCUGAGGUAAGGCUCACCAAGACCCCCAAACGUUCCAUGAACGCUCUCCAUACUCGGGAGGUAAACUGGGGGCCUCGAUCAGACACUAUAUCCUCGGGUACCCCGUAAUGCCGGAAGACGUGGGUAAAUAGGGCCUCUGCGGUUUGUAGGGCAGUAGGAAGACCCGACAUAGGGAGAAGACGACAGGCCUUAGAGAACCGGUCCACAACGACCAGGAUGGUGGUAUUCCCCUGAGAGAGGGGAAGGUCUGUCACAAAAUCCACUGAGAGGUGGGACCAUGGUCGUUGUGGAACGGGCAGGGGUUGUAACUUACCCCUGGGCAGGUGUCUGGGCGCCUUACACUGGGCGCACACCGAGCAGGAGGAGACAUAAACCCUCACAUCCCUGGCUAACGUGGGCCACCAGUAUUUAGUGCUAAGACAAUGCACUGUCCGGCCAAUACCCGGAUGUCCAGAGGAGGGUGACGUGUGAGCCCAGUAAAUGAGUCGAUCCCGAAUCUCGAGCGGAACGUACUUCCGACCCUCAGGACACUGUGGAGGGCUGGGGUCGGUACGCAACGCCCGCUCGAUUUCAGCAUCGACCUCCCACACCACCGGUGCCACAAGACAAGACUCCGGUAGUAUGGGAGUAGGCUCAACGGACCUCUCCUCCGUGUCAUACCGCCGGGACAGCGCAUCUGCCUUACCAUUCUGGGUCCCAGGGAUGUACGUGAUUUUAAAUACGAACCUGGCGAGAAACAUACUCCAUCGAGCCUGGCGAGGGUUCAGUCUCCUCGCUGCCCGGAUGUACUCCAGGUUCCGAUGGUCAGUCAAAAUGAGGAAAGGGUGUUGAGCCCCCUCAAGCCAAUGCCUCCACACCUUAAGGGCCUGAACUACAGCUAACAGCUCCCUGUCCCCGACGUCAUAAUUUCGCUCCGCCGGGCUGAGCUUUUUUGAGUAAAAAGCACAGGGGCGGAGUUUAGGUGGCGUGCCGGACCGUUGAGAGAGCACGGCCCCUAUACCGGCUUCAGACGCGUCCACCUCUACCUGAAAGGGUAAUGCGGGGUCCGGAUGCGCCAGCACCGGAGCCGACGUAAACAGGUCCUUCAGUCUCUUAAAGGCCCUGUCCGCAUCAGCUGACCACUGCAGGCGCACCGGACCCCCUUUCAGAAGGGACGUGAUGGGAGCUGCCACCUGUCCAAAACCCCGGAUAAACCUCCGGUAGUAAUUCGCAAAGCCCAAGAACUGCUGCACCUCUUUGACAGUGGUUGGGGUUUGCCAAUUACGCACAGCUGACACACGAUCCACCUCCAUUCUCACCCCUGACGCGGACAACCGAUAACCCAAAAAGGAGACCGACUCCUGGAAAAACAGACAUUUCUCUGCCUUGACAUAUAGGUCGUGCUCCAACAGCCUCCUCAAUACACGACGCACCAGGGCUAUAUGCUCGGCUCGGGUAGACGAGUACACUAGAAUGUCAUCAAUGUACACGACCACCCCUUGCCCCUGCAUAUCCCGGAAAAUGUCAUCUACGAAGGAUUGGAAGACUGAUGGAGCAUUCAUCAACCCAUAUGGCAUGACGAGAUACUCGAAAUGACCUGACGUGGUACUAAACGCUGUUUUCCAUUCGUCGCCCUCCCUAAUGCGCACCAAGUUAUACGCGCUCCUGAGAUCCAGUUUUGUGAAAAACCGCGCUCCAUGCAAUGACGCCGUCAUGGUCGCAAUCAGAGGGAGUGGAUAACUGUAUUUCACAGUAAUCUGAUUGAGACCACGGUAAUCGAUGCACGGGCGCAACCCUCCAUCUUUUUUCUUCACAAAAAAGAAGCUUGAGGAGGCGGGAGAAGUGGAGGGCCGUAUGUAUCCUUGUCUCAAAGAUUAGUCUAUGUAAGUUUCCAUAGCUUUUCUCUCCUCUUGAGACAAAGGAUACACGUGGCUCCGUGGGAGCGCUGCUCCUGCCUGGAGAUCAAUCGCACAAUCCCCCUGUCUAUGAGGAGGCAACUGCGUCGCCCUAGCUUUACUAAACACGAGAGCUAAAUCCCCAUAUUCAGGCGGAAUGUGCAGUGCGGGCACUUGGUUUGGACUUUCCACCGAAGUCGCCCCUACGGAAACACCCAGACAUCGCCCCUCACACUGAGCAGACCACCCAUCGAGAGCCCUCUGUUGCCACGAAAUAGCAGGGUUAUGGGUGCUUAACCAGGGAAUUCCCAGCACCACCGGGUACGCAGGAGAGUCGAUCAGAUACAACUGUAUAGUCUCCUCAUGACCCCCCUGCGCACACAUCCUAAGUGGCGCUGUGACUUCCCUAAUCAACCCCGACCCCAACGGGCGGCUAUCUAAAGCAUGAACGGGAAAAGGCUUGUCAACAGGUAGGAGAGGGAUCCCUAAAUCUAAACAAAACUUCCGAUCAACAAAAUUCCCAGCUGCGCCUGAAUCUACUAGCGCCUUAUGCUGGGAAUGAGGUGCAACCUGUGGAAAACAAACAGGUAUACAAAAGUGCGCAACAGAGAGCUCUGGGUAAGUGGGGCGUCUACUCACCUGGGAAGCCUCCCCAGUGCGUGGCCUGUUGUCUCCUCCCUCGGGGAACCCUCCCCAGCACCUGGCCGCAGUGUGCCCUCCACGACCGCACUUGGUGCAGGGGACAGGCCCCCUCGGGCUCCUCCUCCUCCUUCCUCUAGCGCCAGCACCCCCGAGCUCCAUAGGGCUCGGCUCGGAGGUGCCGGAGGGUGGAAUGGACGGACCCCACUCGGGACGUCCACGGGUGGCCAGCAGGGUGUCCAGACGGAUGGACAUAUCGACCAACUGGUCGAAGGUGAAAUUGGUGUCCCUGCAGGCCAACUCACGUUGAACGUCCUCCCGUAGGCUACAUCGAAAAUGGUCGAUGAGGGCCCGUUCAUUCCACCCUGCGUCUGCCGCUAGAGUCCGGAACUCCAGCGCGAACUCCUGUGCGCUCCUCCUCCCCUGUCUCAGGUGGACUAGACGCUCCCCCGCCGCUUUGCCCUCAGGUGGAUGGUCGAACACGGCCUUGAAGCGACGGGAGAACUCGGCGUAGGAGAUGGUGGUGGCGUCCAUCCUCCUCCACUCGGCGUUGGCCCAUUCCAACGCCUUGCCUGUGAGACAGGAGAUGAGGGCGGAAACCCUCUCGUGUCCCGAGGGCACCGGGUGUACAGUGGCCAGGUAGAGCUCCACCUGCAGGAGGAACCCCUGACACCCGGCAGCUGUUCCGUCAUAAGCCCUCGGGAGCGAGAGCCGAAUCCCACUGGGUUCCGGACCUGGGACUGGUGGACCGGCCGAUGGGGGUGGCAGGGUAGGUGGAGGUGUGGGUACCCCUCUGGACUCCCAUCGGUGCAGGGUGUUGAUGACGUCCUGAAGAGCGGUCCCCAGUUGUCGUAUCUGGUCAUCCUGGCCGCGGACAUGCUCCUCCAGCGACUCAGGCGUGACGGUUGCUCCUGCUGAUUCCAUUCAAGUGGUGUGUGAUUCUGUCAUGGGGUGCUGAAGGUGGGUGUGGUGCAGGAAUCAAGUGCAGGACGCAGAAGCUAAGUCCAAAAGACUUUAGUGAGUUAUUCACGUAGUACACGAGAACACUAAGCCCGGAGGCGAAAUAACGGCGCACACAGGCGUCAAACAAAAGGGCGCACAAACAUGUGCGAAAACCUCUCCAAACACGGAGGGAAGAAUACGUAGCUCCGAACACCAAACAGAGGAGCAAUCACACACAACACCAUACACACACAACGAGAACUAAAUAGGACACUAAUGAGGACUAACUAGACACAGGUGUACAACAUCCAGACAAAACCAAACGAACAUGAAACAUAGAUCGGUGGCAGCUAGUACUCCGGGGACGACGACCGCCGAAACCUGCCCGAACAAGGAGGAGGAGCAGCCUCGGCCGAAACCGUGACAUCACCACUGGAUUAAUGCAAAUAAUCAUGAUAUCAUUCUGUCAGGUACACAUAGGCUACUUUGUAGUUAACAUUUAAUUGUUGAUAGUUAUCAUUGGCAUCAUCGCUAAGGGCUACUAGCCAGCAGAUCUGACCCGCUUGCUUACAGCUGCACUAGGGUUGGCAGGCUUCCUGUAUAGAUUAAGACACCUCAGUUUACUUUAAAACUAGCAGUCAUUCAAUCUUCUCGGUGGAACAGUUGGGAUAAUUGGACAAUUUGAAAUACAACGCAUUUCUCACCCCUGGAUUGAGGUACGUUUUCCGAGCCAUAUCUUGUGCCUGCUCCGCGGUGUCUUAAUCUAGACAGAAAGCCUGUCCGAUCUUAGUGCAGCUGUAAGCAAGCGGGUCGUAUCUGCUGGCUAACGGCUACAUAAAGUAGGCAAACUGGCACACACAGACAGAGUGGCAUUGCCUCUUCAGAAAGUUUAAGGAAAAUAGGAAUCACUAAUGCAUUUUGUUCAUCUCUUAUGAUAAUCUGGACAAAUUCAUACAUUUUCUAAUCAGUUCAAUACAUUUAGUUGAUUUUCUACUGUUCAAUACAUUUUUGAAUAUUGUUGAAUUCCAUUUUAAUGUCUGGAUUCCGUGAUUUUGUCUGCGUUCUCCGCAGUGCAGAUUUGAUAGAGUUGGGACGCAGCCAUUGUCACAGAAUAUUUUGUUCCAACAUGAAUUCUAUUUUUGCCAAAUGCUUUAUAUGGCUCUGGUUGUUAUUAAACGUCAAUUGUAACCUUAUAUAGACUAGUUAUAGACUAACUACAAUGAACAAAAAUAUAAAUGCAACAUAUAUAGUGUUGGUCCAAUGUUUCAUGAAAUGAAAUAAAAGAUACCUGAAAUUGUCCAUACGCACAAAAAGUGUAUUUCUCUCAAAUUUUGCCCACAAAUUAGUUUACAUCCCUGUUAGUGAGCAUUUCUCCUUUGCCAAGAUAAUCCAUCCACCUGACAGGUGUGGUAUAUCAAGAAGCUGAUUAAACAGCAUGAUCAUUACAUGGUCUGGGGACAAUAAAAGGCCACUCUAAAAUGUGCAACACUGUAUUCCCAGUCAUGUGAAAUCCAUAGAUUAGGUUCUAAUGAAUUUAUUUGAAUUGACUGAUUUCCUUAUAUGAACUGUAACUCAGUAAAAUCUUUGAAAUUGCGUUUAUAUUUUUGUUCAGUGUAUAUAGACUACUCGCCAUGUAUUAAAUAAUAAAUACUCUUCUUUGUAGAACAUCCACCUGGUGGCCAAGUGGCUGGGCAGCCUGGAUAAACUAGUGGAGCGCUACAGCAUGGGUAGCCAUGACGACUAUCGCGUGUACAUGUCAGCUGAGCCUUCGCCCACGCCAGAGUCGCACUACAUCCCCCAGGGCCUGCUGGAGAACGGCAUUAAGAUCACCAACGAACCACCCACCGGCAUGCAAGCUAACCUGCACAAGGCCCUGUAUCUCUUCAACCAGGUAACACACACACGUACGCUCACACACACACACAAACACUGACUUUACAAAACAUUAAGAACUGCUCUUUCCAUGAGACUGACCUGGUGAAAUCUAUGAUCCCUUAUUGAUGUAACCUGUUAAAUCCACAUCUAUCAGUGUAGAUGAAGGAGAAGAGACAGGUUAAAGAAGGAUUUCUAAGCCUGGAGACAAUUGAGACAUGGAUUGUGUAUGUGUGCCAUUCAGAGGGUGAAUGGCCAAGACAAAAUAUUUUAGUGCCUUUGAAUGGGGUAUGGUAGUAGGUGCCAGGCGCACCAGUUUGUGUCAAGAACUGCAACGCUGCUGGGUUUUUCACCAGUUUCUUGUGUGUAUCAAGAAUGGUCCACCACCCAAAGGACAUCCAGCCAACUUGACACAACUGUGGGAAGCAUUGGAGUCAACAUGGGCCAGCAUCCCUAGGGGGGUGCAACUCAAUAUUAGGAAGGUGUUCUUAAUGUUUGGUGUACUCAGUGUACAGUACAUGCCCACACUUAAACAUUGAAUUUGAGUUUAAUGUAAUCUCUUCCCUAUCUCUGUGUGUGUGUGUGUGUGUGUGUGUGUGUGUGUGUGUGUGUGUGUGUGUGUGUGUGUGUGUUAGGACACUCUGGAGAUGUGCUCUAAAGAGUCAGAGUUCAAGGUGAUCCUGUUUGCGUUAUGCUACUUCCACGCCGUGGUGGCUGAGAGGAGGAAGUUUGGAGCUCAGGGCUGGAACAGAUCUUACCCCUUCAACAACGGAGACCUCACCAUCUCCGUCAACGUGCUCUACAACUACCUGGAGGCCAACUCCAAGGUGAGUGUGUGUGACUGACCUCACCAUCUCUCAAUCAGCCUAGAGCUUUAUGGCCCUGCUACACUACAGCCAUCGAGCGUCCGGCAUUGCCAUCAGCCAUUGAGGGACUGCUUCCUUUGAAAUCAAUGAAAGCUGCUGUACUGUUCGCGUUGCAUCGUGUCCAAUGUCAGCGUCCAACCUCAAGAAUCGCUGAGGUUCAAUGCUCGAUGGCUGACGUGCGCGUUCAUUCUAUCUUGUGAAUUGAAAUAAUGAGAAAUAAGUUGAUUUUGGUUUGUUUCUGUGUAGCAGGUAGAACGGCACAUUGGUGGUGACGUGUGUAGUGUGUGUCUGACCCCACUCUCUCUCUCCCCCUUCGUCUUUCUCCAUUUCUCUCUCCCUCCAUUCUCUCUCCCCACCCCCUCUCUCCAGGUGCCGUGGGACGACUUGCGCUAUCUGUUUGGGGAGAUCAUGUACGGCGGCCACAUCACAGACGACUGGGACAGGAAGUUGUGUCGUACCUAUCUGGAGGAGUACGUCAGACCUGAGAUGCUGGAGGGAGAGCUGUACCUUGCACCCAGCUUCCCUGUACCACCCAAUUCUGACUACAAGGUUUGGAACACACACACACACACUCUUUCACAACACAAGACAUCACCCUUGAAAACUACAAAUAUUGUUACCUCAGUAACCCUCAGUGUGUGUGUCCAGGGCUACCACAUGUACAUAGAUGAGGUGCUGCCUCCAGAGAGCCCCUACCUGUACGGCCUCCACCCCAACGCUGAGAUCGGCUUCCUCACCAUCACCUCAGAGAAGCUGUUCCGCACUGUGCUGGAGAUGCAGCCCAAAGAGUCAGACGCAGCCGGGGGAGGAGGGGUGUCCAGAGAGGAGAAGGUAUGAAAGCCACUAUCACUACACCUCAGAGCCUUUAAUGAGCCCCCACUAGAGUCCUGACCUGUGUGUGUGUUUUCCCCUAUAGGUGAAGGGCAUCCUGGAUGAGAUCCUGGAGAAGCUGCCGGAUGGUUUCAACAUGAUAGAGAUCAUGGCCAAGGUGGAGGAGAGAACUCCCUACAUCAUCGUGGCCUUCCAGGAGUGUGAGAGGAUGAACUUCCUCACCAAGGAGAUCACGCGCUCUCUCAAAGAGCUCAACCUUGGACUCAAGGUACGAGAGAGACAGUGUGUAUGUGUGUGACAUGACAUCACAGUGGUUGUCUGUAGUCAUUCUGAAAAGAGUACACAGCGAAUGGUGUGACCACUGUUCCAGCUCAUUUUUUCCAGCACUGAGCAAAUUUCAGGUCUGCUGAGCGCAAACUUGAACAUUGUGAAAAUUCUGUGUAACUUCCAGCGCACGUUUACUGUGAACACUGAGGCUGUACCUGCUUUAAGUUACAGUUGUAACAGUGGCCAUGUAGACUACUGUGGCUAUUUGAUCAUAAUGUAGGCCUACCAAAGUGGCCUACCAUCAAAAACAAUGGAGAAAAUGCAUCCCAUAACAUUUUAACAUGGAAAUAGCAUUCAGCCUACAGUAGCAGCCAAUGUGUGGUGUUCAAUGUAGGCCUACAUUCCAUGAGACUUUUGAAAAAAACAUGCAGGGCUUGACAUUAACCUGUUUAUCCACUUGUCCUUCAGACAAGGUGGUGACUGAAAAUGCUGUUGUGUUGUUUGAUGCAAGAAAUAACUUUAUUAUAGCAUUAUUAUUCUCAUACCAUUAUGACAGAGAAUCAGACAAAUUAUGCUACCCUCUGCCUUUUGGCUACUUAGCUUAUUCAAGCCUGUCUCAAAAUACAACACUCUUUACAACAACAAAAAAGCUCUUUACCUGACUCGCUUUUCAAAAGUGUCUAGAAAUAUACACAUUUUGUGCUCUUGUAGGAAGCAAUCACUCCCCUAUUGCUGACUUCAAAUGAUCUACAGUGGGGGAAAAAAGUAUUUAGUCAGCCACCAAUUGUGCAAGUUCUCCCACUUAAAAAGAUGAGAGAGGCCUGUAAUUUUCAUCAUAGGUACACGUCAACUAUGACAGACAAAUUGAGGAAAAAAAAUCCAGCAAAUGACAUUGUAGGAUUUUUUAUGAAUUUAUUUGCAAAUUAUGGUGGAAAAUAAGUAUUUGGUCACUUACAAACAAGCAAGAUUUCUGGCUCUCACAGACCUGUAACUUCUUCUUUAAGAGGCUCCUCUGUCCUCCACUCGUUACCUGUAUUAAUGGCAACUGUUUGAACUUGUUAUCAGUAUAAAAGACACCUGUCCACAACCUCAAACAGUCACACUCCAAACUCCACUAUUGCCAAGACCAAAGAGCUGUCAAAGGACACCAGAAACAAAAUUGUAGACCUGCACCAGGCUGGGAAGACUGAAUCUGCAAUAGGUAAGCAGCUUGGUUUGAAGAAAUCAACUGUGGGAGCAAUUAUUAGGAAAUGGAAGACAUACAAGACCACUGAUAAUCUCCCUCGAUCUGGGGCUCCACGCAAGAUCUCACCCCGUGGGGUCAAAAUGAUCACAAGAACGGUGAGCAAAAAUCCCAGAACCACACGGGGGGACCUAGUGAAUGACCUGCAGAGAGCUGGGACCAAAGUAACAAAGCCUACCAUCAGUAACACACUACGCCGCCAGGGACUCAAAUCCUGCAGUGCCAGAUGUGUCCCCCUGCUUAAGCCAGUACAUGUCCAGGCCCGUCUGAAGUUUGCUAGAGUGCAUUUGGAUGAUCCAGAAGAGGAUUGGGAGAAUGUCAUAUGGUCAGAUGAAACCAAAAUAGAACUUUUUGGUAAAAACUCAACUUGUCGUGUUUGGAGGACAAAGAAUGCUGAGUUGCAUCCAAAGAACACCAUACCUACUGUGAAGCAUGGGGGUGGAAACAUCAUGCUUUGGGGCUGUUUUUCUGCAAAGGGACCAGGACGACUGAUCCGUGUAAAGGAAAGAAUUAAUGGGGCCAUGUAUCGUGAGAUUUUGAGUGAAAACCUCCUUCCAUCAGCAAGGGCAUUGAAGAUGAAACGUGGCUGGGUCUUUCAGCAUGACAAUGAUCCCAAACACACCGCUCGGGCAACGAAGGAGUGGCUUCGUAAGAAGCAUUUCAAGGUCCUGGAGUGGCCUAGCCAGUCUCCAGAUCUCAACCCCAUAGAAAAUCUUUGGAGGGAGUUGAAAGUCCGUGUUGCCCAGCGACAGCCCCAAAACAUCACUGCUCUAGAGGAGAUCUGCAUGGAGGAAUGGGCCAAAAUACCAGCAACAGUGUGUGAAAACCUUGUGAAGACUUACAGAAAACGUUUGACCUGUGUCAUUGCCAACAAAGGGUAUAUAACAAAGUAUUGAGAAACUUUUGUUAUUGACCAAAUACUUAUUUUCCACCAUAAUUUGCAAAUAAAUUCAUAAAAAAUCCUACAAUGUCAUUUUCUGGAUUUUUUUUUCUCAUUUUGUCUGUCAUAGUUGACGUGUACCUAUGAUGAAAAUUACAGGCCUCUCUCAUCUUUUUAAGUGGGAGAACUUGCACAAUUGGUGGCUGACUAAAUACUUUUUUCCCCCACUGUAUUACUGGGCCUAUAACUCACUAACUAGCAAAGGAUAUGAACAAAAUGUGCACGUGGCUACAUGAAGCUCUCGCUUUGAUCUCAAAACAAGGGCAUCUACUUACGACCACUUAUGCUGUAAAUAAAGUUCAGUUCAAUGUAAAUGGCACAGAUCCAUAUACAAUACCAGUCAAAAGUUUGGACACACCUACUCAUUCAAUUACAUUGUAGAAUAAUAGUGAAGACAUCAAAACUAUGAAAUAACACAUAUGGAAUCAUGUAGUAACCAAAAAAGUGUUAAACAAAUCAAAAUAUAUUUUAUAUUUGAGAUUCUUCAAAUAGCCACCCUUUGCCUUGAUGACAGCUUUGAACACUCUUGGCAUUCUCUCAAUCAGCUUCAUGAGGUAGUCACCUGGAAUGCAUUUCAAUUAACAGGUGUGCCUUCUUAAAAGUUAAUUUGUGGAAUUUCUUUCCUUCUUAAUGUGUUUGAGCCAAUCAGUUGUGUUGUUACAAGGUAGGGGGGGGUAUACAGAAGAUAGUCCUAUUUGGUAAACGACCAAGUCCAUAUUAUGGCAAGAACAGCUCAAAUAAGCAAAGAGAAACGACAGUCCAUCAUUACUUUAAGACAUGGGAUGGUCAGUCAAUAUGGAACAUUACAAGAACUUUGAAAGUUUCUUCAAGUGCAGUCGCAAAAACCAUAAAGCGCUAUGAUGAAACUGGCUCUCAUGAGGACCACCACAGGAAUGGAAGACCCAGAGUUACCUCUGCUGCAGAGGAUAAGUUCAUUAGAGUUACCAGCCUCAGAAAUUGCAGCCCAAAUAAAUGCUUCAAAGAGUUAAAGUAACAGACACAUCUCAACAUCAUCAUGGUCGAAUUGCUGCAAAGAAUCCACUUCUAAAGGACACCAAAAAGAAGAGACCUGCUUGGGCCAAGAAACACGAGCAAUGGACAUUAGACUGGUGGAAAUUUGUCCUUUGGUCUGGAGUGGAAAUUUGAGAUUUUUGGUUAAAACCGCCGUGUCUUUGUGAGACGCGGUGUGGGUGAACGGAUUAUCUCCGCAUGUGUAGUUCUCACCGUAAAGCAUGGAGGAGGAGGUGUUAUGAUGUGGGGGUGCUUUGCUGGUGACACUGUCUGUGAUUUUAUUUAGAAUUCAAGGCACACUUAACCAGCAUGGCUACCACAGCAUUCUGCAGCGAUACGCCAUCCCAUCUAGUUUGGGCUUAGCGGGACUAUCAUUUGUUUUUCAACAGGACAAUGACCCAACACACCUCCAGGCUGUGUAAGGGCUAUUUUACCAAGAAGGAGAGUGAUGGAGUGCUGCAUCAAAUGACCUGGCCUCCACAAUCCCCCAACUUUUUUUUACAUUUGACAUUUUAGUCAUUUAGCAGACGCUCUUAUCCAUAGCGACUUACAGUUAGUGAGUGCAUACAUUUUUCAUACUGGCCCCCCGUGGGAAACGAACCCACAACCCUGGCGUUGCAAGCACCAUGCUCUACCAACUGAGUUACAGGGGACCAGACUUCAACCCAAUUGAGAUGGUUUGGGAUGAGUCGGAAGGCAGAGUAAAGGAAAAGCAGCCAACAAGUGCUCAGCAUAUGUGGGAACUCCUUCAAGACUGUUGGAAAAGCAUUCCAGGUGAAGCUGGUUGAGAGAAUGCCAAGAGUGUGCAAAGCUGUCAUUAAGGCAAAGGGUGGCUAUUUGAAGAAUCUCAAAUAUAAAAUAUAUUUGGAUUUUUUUAACACUUCUUUGGUUCCUACAUGAUUCCAUAUGUGUUAUUUCAUAGUUUUGAUGUCUUCACUAUAAUUCUACAAUGUAAAAAAUAGUAAAAAUAAAGAAAAACCCUUGAAUGAGUAGGUGUGUCCAAACUUUUGACUGGUACUGUGUGUACAAAAGCUGAAGAACAUAGGCACAUCCAGGUGCUUUCCCAGGUUCUGGAGUUGUAGACAAACUGAUGGAAAACAGAAAGGAAAACGCCGCACACUGCUGCUCAUGUAUUUAUAACAACGUUUCCACCCUUAGGAUGCCUGAUGAAGACCUAAGGGUGGAAACGUUGUUAUAAAUACAUAUCACCUGGGAGCGUGAGCAGCAGUGUGUGGCGUUUUCCUUUCUGUUUUCCACAGAUCCAUAUAUGGCAAUGGUUUAUUUGCAUAUAGGCCUACUGCAGCUCUGAUUGGUUAUGGUGCACUGGUCUGUGUAGAGUAGGGGCUAAGUAGUGUGUCAAUGCAAUAGAAUUCUACACUGAUGCGUUCUGCCUACAAAAUCUCUUGCAUUGUUCGUUUUGUUUCGGUAUGUUGCAUUGAUAGUGGCUAAUAUUGCGUUGAUUUGAUCACAAUUGCCACAGUGAAGGGAAACGUUGAUAGUGUUAACAGGGAAAACUCUAGAACAGUGGUCACCAACCUUUACUGAGUCAAGAUCACUUUCUGAGUCAAAAUGCAAGGUAAGAUCUUCUGCUCAGAUUUUUUUUUAACAUGACUUAAAAAAACAUAAACCUAUGCAACAGUAACCAGUUAAAAACAGUACUGUAGCAAUGAGGUUUGUGCAGUAAGCAAUAGGCCCAAUACAUUAUCACUGCAUAUUGGCUUUGCUUGAAUUGCCCUGCCAAUGCAUUGUUGUUCGGGCCAUUUAAAAAUAUAUAUAUUUCAAAAUUUGAGGUAGGCUAUAUGAUCACACUGGUAAUAGAGCCGUUGUUGUAUUACUUGUGAAGCACAGCUAAGCACAGCUGAGUGAGCAUACAUUUAAAUAAUUUGCUUUUUAUUUUAUUGGGCUGAUGGUGCCUGCAUCUGAUGGUCAGUCUCAGCAGAGGGAGAGAGCAGCAGACUGAUGGUCCGCCUCUCAACAUCCCUCCGCUCACCCUUUCCUCCACUGACACUGACCAAAAAGGGACACCGUCUUCCAGCUGAUGGCGAAACUCGAGUCGCACAGCAUUAUUUCUGUCUCAUGCACAAAUUUAUGUUGUUACUCCUAUGAACAGAGAAAGUUAAAUAUUCCUCAAUAUUAAAAAAGACCCAAACCGCUAAUAACAACAAUGCAAGCCUAUAGAUACACUUUCCUACUCAUUCAUUACUGCUACAGUGCUUGUUGUAGCGCUGAGUGGAAAUAGGAAGAACACACAUUUUAUGGCUUAUAAAAGUGUUGAAUACAAAGUGUUGACAGUGCUGAGUAAGAACUUAAACAUGAACUCAUAAAAACAGCUUUUUGCUGUAUUCGUUGAUAGUCUCUCUCUAGUCAUGGUUUUAAAUGUUUGUAAAUCUCACAGUACCUUCAGACACAUGAAAUGGUUCAUAAUGGCAACAGUUUGCCUACACGGCAUGCAGGGCAGCUAAAUCAGGUACCUACCGCCAACAGCCCGAGACAUAUAAAAAAAUAAUAAUAGGAACAAGGCUUUCUUUACAGAAAUGUUUGGCGAUCAACUAGGAAUGCCUAGGAGACCAAUCGACCGGUUGGUGACCACUGCUCUAGAAAGUUGAGUGACGUUCAAUCUCCUGCUUCUCUCUGUGGGCUGAUAUUUCUACAAGGCAGUCCAGGGGAGCUGCUCAGCAGUCUCGGGACUACUGCACGUAGCUUAGAGGGAACAUUGGGUGUGAAAUUCUGUCUUUGUCUGUCUCUGUAGGGUGAGUUGACAAUCACAACUGAUAUGGAGGAGCUGGGUAACGCUCUGUUCCUGGACACGGUGCCAGAGUCCUGGACCAAGCUGGCCUACCCCUCCCUGCAGGGCCUGGGGGGCUGGUAUGCAGACCUGCUGCUCAGGAUCAAGGUACAACACCAUAAUACACUCUCUGAUCGGGAGACAUGUCCGUGAGUCCAUCAGUAUGUCUGUGGAUAGGGAUGUCCAUUUAUAUAGGAUAUGUGUGUGUCAUUGUCUACAUUUUCAUCCCAUGUUGUAUUAUUCACAACUUUGGCCGGGAUUCAAUUAAAGCGCAUUGUAGCACACUUGAAAUUUAAAGAGCAAGGGCCCGAUUCAGACUUAGGAAAUGUACGCCUUUCCUACGCACUUCUCAGUACUCGGUAUUCAGACUUACCUUAAGCAGGUGCGUAACAGGCUUUGCAGGCACGGUUCCCUUGCGCGUGUGUCACGAGAAUUUCUAUCUCUAAUUCAACCUAAGCUUGAAUCAUUACCAGAGGUUGCAAGGCUCUGGUUUUAAUCAUAAAUGAUUCAAGGUCCACAACCAGCAAGAAUGAUCUGUAUUUUUAUUCAUGGAGAGCUCUGGCGCCAAAACCCAUACACUCCUGUUUUAUACCCCUUGACACACAAAGGCACUUUGCUCCGCCCCCCUCUGUUAGUGGGUAGGGGGCUUUUUUUAACCCGUUUUCUCAGUCCCCUUCACCCUGGAAUGUUUAGUCCCGCCCCCCUCUGUUAGUGGGUUGCCACUACAUUAUAACUCUAACACCGUUCACACAUUUAUACUGUAUUUGGGGUGAAAUCCUUUAGUCAUUAUUCUUAAAAUACAAAUUAAUCUAACAAUCCACCCCUUUGACUAAAUGUUUUCACAUUCAGGAUAAAUGUAUUUUACAAGCAUGAUUAAUCUCAGAGAUCACGUCAGAACUAAUAAACAUUUCAUCCAAUUGCAGUCUUUCAGGGUCCAAAUCCUCGUCAUCCACCAAGCCUGGAGGAUCGUUUUUCACAUUCCCCUGGUCAGAGUCCGGAGUCAGUCCAUCUCUCAUCAUUGUUUAGAUACUGCAUUUCACCAACACCUGACUCACCAAUCCUCGGACACAGGGAACAAGACAACAACCACAUAAUACAAGAAUACCCAUACAAACACUGACCGCUCCUAAGAUGGUGGCUGCUAUGGUUUUCCAUUUACCAAACAUUUCAUCAAACCACCCUAUCCACGAUGUACUAACUUCUGAGUUCUCAGUUCAUUCUUCACUUAGUGCAGUUAAUUAUGUAAGAGCUCUGGUGACUGUCCCAUCCAGUGUGGUGUUGUUAGGGAUAAAUGUGCAACAAUGGCUUAUCAUUCUAUAGACACCGGCCCUUUCUGCCUGAUCUAGAACCAACCUCUACUAAGUUAUGAGCGGGAUUGCGGAUAAUUGCUCGAAGAUCCCCUUUACUGCAUCUCUAGUCUGGUUAAUAAAUCGUUGUUGGUUGUAAUAGAUAUAAUUUAUCCAAUCCACAUUCUUGUUUAUUGUCACCCACCAGAAAAAUGUUGUGGUAAAACCCUCCCAUAUUUGAUUCAUAGCUUUGUAUUCGUCUGGAACACCCCUGGGGAUGCCUAUACCAUCUAUCCAAAUUGGGCUAUUUCCUUCCUGACCUAUAUUUCUCCUCCUCCUGAUUAUUCUUCCUGUCACUGGUCUUUGAUGAAAUUCUUACAGGUUUGGACCAACAAUACUGGUGCACAAGUACCCACCCAUCCUUCUGGUAAUGUCUGUCUUAUGCUCCCUUUGUUAGUACAUGCCCACCACACAUCAGUCAGAGGGAUGGUAAGGUUCAUACUUUUCCCCUCCCUUCCUUAUCUAAAUCAGUCACAUUAAUUUUCUCCUUACAGCCAUCAAAAUCACCCAAGUUACGGGUGCCAUUUCUAUGUCUGCAACACUGGUAUUCGCCAGGAGUUAAAAUGAAUCUAGGUGGGCUGGCCGAGUAAGUCAACUUUGCCAGCCCAAUCCCUGUGCAAUUGGGCUCUUUUUGAUUGGACCCCAGGUCUAAUACACAGGGAAACAUUGCCUUUGGCAUUGGGGGCGGUCAACAUUGUCGGUCGCCCAAUGGAGCAUGCAUAACAAUUGGUCUCCCCCAAGGCCCUAGCGGUGUACUUCAUCCACUUUAACCAGAGAUUCUCAUCAGGGACCCCCUCCACUUCCCCUUGGUUCCAUUCUUGGAGGAGAAAAUCUUUCAUAGUGGACGGGUUAGUCGAAUUGACUCCGUCAUCCCUUGACUGAUCUACUCGGUCUAUUGCUAUAAAUGGAUUAAUGACAGUACCUGUGCCCUCCAUAUCUUUUGACUCCAUCAAAUGUAAUCUUAGACAAGUAUCCCGUCCGUAUUUGUCCGUGCAAGCCCAGUAAAUUAUUUUAAUGUCCUCUUUAGUGACCUUUACUAUUGUUACUACCAUCUCCGUGGGGAUGUCAUUAUACCUUCUUAUCCUCCAUCUGGACGUCCAGCCCGCCCCCCCCCCCCCCCCCCAGUAUGUCUAAAUACCUGAGCCCAGGAACAAUACACCGAGGGAGCUGAACAUAAAUACAAUGGGAUCUUAUAAUCCCACGUUGCUUGCUUAUUUGCCCUGAUAAGAUCCCUAAUCCUAAUUUUGAAUCUUACUCCCCACCCUUCUCUGACUCCUAUUUUGUAGAUCACUCGCCCUUGACGGUCAGUAUGUCGGGUCGCUUCCCUUUUAUUUCUUAAUAAUGGUAAGGCCAUAGCGUAAUUGGUGCGAGGUGGUGGUGGAUCUUGACAUACCAAGACUAUUACCGAGACUAUGAUGCAGCUCAGGGUCACCCAUAUUCCCAAAAACCGCCAACCCUCUCCUGCCUUUAGUCCUUCUGCUUGGUACCACCCCAUACUCACACCCUAAGAACACACUACAGUGAUGAUAGGUCGGGGUAGGAGAUCUUCGUUAACAGAGGUGAUCCCCAGACCUUAUUGGUUCAGUUCUUCUCUCCAACUCUGUGUGUGUUUCAGUGGUGCUUGUAUGUGGUCUUCCCUCUUGCAGUGGGUAACAUGGACCCAGGUUACUCUCUCUGCUAUUCUAAUGGCCAAGGCAGUGACCAAUAUAACCUGAUAGGGCCCUUCCCAACAGGCCUGCUUCCAGUUUUUCUUCUUUAGGGACUGGAUGCUCACCAGUCACCUGGUUAGAUAGAGUGGGUCACCUUCUCCUUUAGUUCACCGGUGGGGCACAAAACCUCUGACAUACGGGUGUGGUUAAUAAACUAUCUUCACACAUGUUCAGAUUAAUCUAACAAUUUCUGACUGCAUUCUCUUUCUAGACUGUAUCUAAAAAAAAAAAUUAUUUCUUUUUUUUUAAAGUAUUUUGUACUCUCCUUCGUAUAUUAUUUAAUCCUACCAUUAGCCUCUUCCCCCCUCUUGACACAUAGUUCUGCUCAUGUGUCAAUAUUACCACCUACCUAAACAAUCACUUAGGUAAUUUAUCAACCAAUUGCCAUGCCUUUUAUUUUUUUAUUGCUCCUCCCACUUCCUUUGUCUUUUAUGGUGGCUAAAUUCGACUUUCAUUCAGUUCAGAAUCAAUUAGUAAUCCAAUCAAUCAAUCUCUUAUUUUGUAAAAACACGUAUGUUUAGUUCAAACUCUGUUCUACCCCGGCUCUUCCGGGCUUGACCUGAAGACUGAUUGUUGGACAUGACAAGUCCAUAUUUAAAUAUUUCAAACCUAACACAACCCCCCCCCCCCUCCUGCUGUAAUCAAUCAAGAAGAUAGCAAAGGAGAGACAGGUUUUAGCCUGAACUCUGCUUAAUCCUGGUGCUGCUCCCUUCACAAUGUUUGAAGAGAGACAAAAGACAGCCAUGGAUUGAAGUAAGAGCAAGCACUUCGACCCUAGGUCACCUAAGUCUUCUGCCUAGCAACAAAGAAUAAAAACCUCUAUGUUCGUGAUUAACCCAGUUAUAUCUAAUAGCCCACCAAAAAAAAAAAACAUCAUCAUCUUUAAAUCACGACCAAUGUCAUAUCCCUCUUUACUCUCUACCAUUUGGGUAACAUCCCUGAUAUAUGUAUGAAAAGCUAAGACUGUUUGGGAAGAGAGCAACAACAUAAACUGUUCUUCCUCCUCAGAGUUCCAAAUGAUUUUACCAUGGGCUGCCAUUGCCUUCCCAUAGAUAAGAUCACUUAAUUUUCCAGUAUGCAGUACAUAAUGGAGUACCCAAGCUUUACAGCAGUCCAUCAUCACCAAAAAUCUCAUCAUUCUUCAUCUAUUUUUGUUUUUCUCCAUCUAGUCCCUAUCUUCCUGAUCUUAUUGCUAAAUCAAUGAUCUAUGCAAUAGCUGUUUCGCCUUAGAUUGUACCUUCCUCUGAUUACUGCAGCUCAUUGCAUCAAUUUAGUUUCAAAUUUCACCCAACAAACCAUUCCAUCCCACAGCAUAGCAAACACCACCUAUGAACUGUUGAAAAUCCCCUAAAUUCAACAUAACAACCCUUUAUAAACAUCAUGCUGGGUGUGUUGUUUUUUUAUUUGAAAAACCCAAUUGAAAAACAACAAUCAAAGAUAGCCAGGCUCAACUUAAUUUGGUAGCUCACUUUUAUGACCUAAAUACUGCCUAACUUCACUACUGCUCCCCCUCGCCCUGAGCAAUAUUCCAAUGAGAUAAGCUAAUCUCUUUCUCCUGGUUAUACAUUUUGUUAACCUUCAAUUACCAUCAGUAAUCUAAAGAUGGUAGUACACACAAAACAUGAUACAGAUAUCCCCAGUCCUAACCCAUCAAUAAUGUUUGUAAUUCUAAUUCCUCAUAACUAAUCCAUAAAACCACUCAAAAUUCCUCGAGUAUACAAUGAUUAUUUAAUUGAUUACCCUAAAUCUGCUACAUGUGAUCUCAUCUCAAAUGAUCCAUUAUCAAUUAUUUGAUCCACCCCCUAGGAAAAUCUCUCUCCCCUUCUAUUCUGGAGUUCUACCUCUACCAGCUAUUUCCCCUAGAGUGGCCAUUAAAUACUCUGCUCCCUUCUGUUCUUUUCUUACUAUAUCCUGUCUACUAUUCUGCUCAUGAUGGAUUGCAUAUCUCUUGACCUCGGCUAACGAAGUAGUUCCCCAUCCCACUAAUGUCCUCUUAAUAUUCCUGCUUAUUUCUGGUCUCAUUCCACUAAGGAAUGCUAUUUUUAGCUGCUGAUGGUACGGAGUAUCAUUUCCCUGCCCCUGGGGAGGCUCAGGUAUGCCACUAUUUGCGUUAAAUACAUUUCUCAGUCUCUCUAAGUAUUGGCUGAUGGUCUCACUGUCUUCCUGUUUACAUUCAUGUACUUUGGAGAAGUCCGCAUGUCGAUGGUAAUGUUCCCUCAAAUUAUUACACAACUCAGUUAUUUUCCCCUUUAACUUCAUACUUAUAACCAAUGUUUUUUCAAUCCAUCAUCCUAAUAGUAAAAACAAUAUCCCAUUGUUCACGUAACGAAACACAUUUUUAUUUUUUGAAUCCACCAUUUAUUUUCAUCCACCACUGGUGUUACUCAACCUACAGUGGGGGAAAAAAUUAUUUAGUCAGCCACCAAUUGUGCAAGUUCUCCCACUUAAAAAGAUGAGAGAGGCCUGUAAUUUUCAAAAUUCACAUUGUAGGAUUUUUUAUGAAUUUAUUUGCAAAUUAUGGUGGAAAAUAAGUAUUUGGUCAAUAACAAAAGUUUCUCAAUACUUUGUUAUAUACCCUUUGUUGGCAAUGACACAGGUCAAACGUUUUCUGUAAGUCUUCACAAGGUUUUCACACACUGUUGCUGGUAUUUUGGCCCAUUCCUCCAUGCAGAUCUCCUCUAGAGCAGUGAUGUUUUGGGGCUGUCGCUGGGCAACACAGACUUUCAACUCCCUCCAAAGAUUUUCUAUGGGGUUGAGAUCUGGAGACUGGCUAGGCCACUCCAGGACCUUGAAAUGCUUCUUACGAAGCCACUCCUUCGUUGCCCGGGCGGUGUUUUUGGGAUCAUUGUCAUGCUGAAAGACCCAGCCACGUUUCAUCUUCAAUGCCCUUGCUGAUGGAAGGAGGUUUUCACUCAAAAUCUCACGAUACAUGGCCCCAUUCAUUCUUUCCUUUACACGGAUCAGUCGUCCUGGUCCCUUUGCAGAAAAACAGCCUCAAAGCAUGAUGUUUCCACCCCCAUGCUUCACAGUAGGUAUGGUGUUCUUUGGAUGCAACUCAGCAUUCUUUGUCCUCCAAACACGACGAGUUGAGUUUUUACCAAAAAGUUAUAUUUUGGUUUAAUCUGACCAUAUGACAUUCUCCCAAUCCUCUUCUGGAUCAUCCAAAUGCACUCUAGCAAACUUCAGACGGGCCUGGACAUGUACUGGCUUAAGCAGGGGGACACGUCUGGCACUGCAGGAUUUGAGUCCCUGGCGGCGUAGUGUGUUACUGAUGAUAGGCUUUGUUACUUUGGUCCCAGCUCUCUGCAGGUCAUUCACUAGGUCCCCCCGUGUGGUUCUGGGAUUUUUGCUCACCGUUCUUGUGAUCAUUUUGACCCCACGGGGUGAGAUCUUGCGUGGAGCCCCAGAUCGAGGGAGAUUAUCAGUGGUCUUGUAUGUCUUCCAUUUCCUAAUAAUUGCUCCCACAGUUGAUUUCUUCAAACCAAGCUGCUUACCUAUUGCAGAUUCAGUCUUCCCAGCCUGGUGCAGGUCUACAAUUUUGUUUCUGGUGUCCUUUGACAGCUCUUUGGUAUUGGCCAUAGUGGAGUUUGGAGUGUGACUGUUUGAGGUUGUGGACAGGUGUCUUUUAUACUGAUAACAAGUUCAUACAGGUAACGAGUGGAGGACAGAGGAGCCUCUUAAAGAAGAAGUUACAGGUCUGUGAGAGCCAGAAAUCUUGCUUGUUUGUUGGUGACCAAAUACUUAUUUUCCACCAUAAUUUGCAAAUAAAUUCAUUAAAAAUCCUACAAUGCGAUUUUCUGGAAUCUUUUUUCUCAAUUUGUCUGUCAUAGUUGACGUGUACCUAUGAUGAAAAUUACAGGCCUCUCUCAUCUUUUUAAGUGGGAGAACUUGCACAAUUGGUGGCUGACUAAAUACUUUUUUCCCCCCACUGUAUACAAUAAAGUAAUAACCAUUUGAAUUCAUCAAAGCACUUCCUGAUGGUGACCAGAGCCAUAAAUUAUUCUCCUUUGUCCUCAACUCAAUUUUCACAGCUCUAUCGCCAUUAAAAUGCCCAACAAAACAUAAUAGUUCAAUGGAACCCUCUAUUGGCUCUCUACUAUUUAUACAUUACUUCUAUAACCACUUUAGUUAUGGUCCGAUCACCCAUUAAACCUUAUCACAUAACCUUAUCACCUAAUCAAACAACGGCACAACCUUAAACUCAUCUCGGCCGGCUGGUAGCCCAGUAACCAAGAGCACCGUGUCAGAAACCGAGAGGUCGCCGGCUCCAAUCCCCGAGCCGACCAGGCGAAAAAUCUGCCGAUGUGCCCCCGAGCAAGGCACCCAACCCCCACUGCUCCUGCAAGUCGCUCCGGACCAGAGCGUCUGCCAAAUGACCAAAAAUGCAAAUGUAAAUAUUCUCUACUUUCUCACUCAUGACGUACGUCUACGUUUGGGUGAGAAAGUUCAUACGUAUAUAUCGUUGGAAAUUUAUAGGAACCUCUCAAAUAAUCGCUUCGUGGUGUUUUUAGCCAAUUCUUAAUCGACACGAAUCAUUUCUUCAAACAUUUUACCCGUGGAACCAAAAAAUAGACUGUCCUAUCUCCGACACUGCCCUUUCCUCUACCCCUGCAGUCACGAUGGUUAUGACCUGUUCUGUUACAGUAUUUACACGGGGCCUUACACUCCCUUGCCAAAUAUUCCUCUUUGUUACAGUUAAAGCACUUCCUCUCUCCUUCGCGCUUCCAAAAUACCCUCGCUGUCUCUAGCCCCUCCCCUCGCUGUUUUUUCAAAUCCGUUCCACAGUUUACAUGCAUCUGCUUAAUCAUAACUUUAACUUUUCCACAUCGAGAUGCCCAAUAAAUCCAUACCUCUUCUCCCAAAUGGAUCCAUAAAACAUAUUUCUUCGAUCUCUUCCUAACAUAUAUAUUUCGUCCCCCGUUAAUUCUCUGACCUCUUUAGAAUAUUUAUUUCCCAUGGUGGAAAAAUAAGAAAUCCCCCCGUUUAGUAAUAAUUCAAUCCAGAAUUAUUUUCCUAGGAGUUAUUAUUAAAUGAGUCUCUUGAGCCAAUGUUAUGAUCUGCUUUUGUAAUUAACCAUUUAAAUUAUCUAACCCGUAACCCAGAGGGUUUUUUAAAACUCCGGUUUCAUGAAAGGGGUCAGAUAACCAUUUUUUCUCACGCGAUCUAAUUCAGUCCCUCCUUGAAACAAUUAUCACGUAUUUCGAUGGAUCAUUAAGUCUCACACGUAUACAACAUUUAAAGAUUUAUUUCUAACACUAUCCGUAACCUAGAGGUCGUAACUGCUCCAGUUUCAUGAAAUAGACAGAGUUAGAGCAAAUCCCCAGUCGUUUACGCGACUUUUGACCUGUUUAAUGUAUCUAUCGCACACUACGAAAAUUAUCCCACUUCCUGUUUAUAUUGUAAAGACUGUAUCUCGUACAAUCUCAAUAUUAACUAUAUUAUUUUGGUAAUAGCUAUUUACCUAGGGUCAAUUACGGACCCCCCUUCCUUCCAUUAUAAUAAUUAUUAUUUCCUUUGAGAUUUUGGUAACUAUUCUCUGCCCUUCACAAGAAUUACUAUUCUUAUACAAGUUCAAAUAAUUACACCAAAAUCUAUGAAUAAAAAUUACUGACCUUUUCCUUGCAUUUUGGAUGUAAAUGCUUUUUCAAACUCGUUAACGUCUUUAUCGUUCAUAAGAGUAAUCACCGGCCUGUUUAUAACCUUAACGUCGAAGGCCAGGACUAUUCUCCACGGAUGCAAUCACCUGCCCGUGCACGGUUUCGGUGUCCUUAGAACGACAAAGACGUAUUUAAGCUCCGCUCGAAGGACCACUUGUCACAAGAAUUUCUAUCUCUAAUUCAACCUAAGCUUGAAUCAUUACCAGAGGUUGUAAGGCGCUGGUUUUAAUCAUAAAUGAUUCAAGGUCCACAACCAGCAAGAAUGAUCUGUAUUUUUAUUCAUGGAGAGCUCUGGCGCCAAAACCCAUACACUCCUGUUUUAUACCCCUUGACACACAAAGGCACUUUGCUCCGCCCCCCUCUGUUAGUGGGUAGGGGGCUUUUUUUAACCCGUUUUCUCAGUCCCCUUCACCCUGGAAUGUUUAGUCCCGCCCCCCUCUGUUAGUGGGUUGCCACUACAUUAUAACUCUAACACCGUUCACACAUUUAUACUGUAUUUGGGGUGAAAUCCUUUAGUCAUUAUUCUUAAAAUAUAAAUUAAUCUAACAGUGUGCUGAAUACAUUUAAUUAAACCACCGAAAACCCUCCCACUUGCUGGCCAACAGAUUACCUUGUGGAGUCUUUAUUCAAUAGGGUUUUCAGUACCUUUAUCUUAAGUCAUACAUUUAAAUAUGGUGUACCUUUAAUUCAAAUUUUGUCGACAGACUCACUAGAAUACAUAGAGAGAACGGGUUCAGAAUAUAGGGAUCAAUGAAAGAAAGCCAUCUAAAUAAACUGAGUGUACAAAACAUUAGGAACAACUUCCUAAUAUUGAGUUGAGAAAUGAAAAACCCAGUAGCGUUGCGGUUCUUGACAAAAACUGGUGUGCCUGGCACCUACUACCAUACCCCAUUCAAAGGCACUUACAUUUUUUGUCUUGGCCAUUCACCCUCUGAAUGGCACACAUACAUAAUCCAUGUCUCAAUUGUCUCCAGGCAGAACCCAAAUCUUGUUCUCAGUCGCAUUUCCUAAUGAGGAGAAUUGAGUCAAGGCUAAAAUCAGGAAGUUCAGUCCCCCUUUAAAGCCAGGUAAUUUCCAAUCGAGCCAACAUAUGCAGCGUUUACCGAGAAUGACAUCUCCGCGAACGCGGGAACAUUGCAUUUGAAAGACGCAUUAUCGAUAACACGCGAUCGUAUUGAAUAUUCUGUCCAUACAUACUCUGUUGAUUGCUUUUGUCUGUGUGUGUAGGAGUUGGAGUCAUGGACGGCAGACUUCGCUCUCCCCACCACGGUGUGGCUGGCAGGGUUCUUCAACCCCCAGUCGUUCCUGACAGCUAUCAUGCAGUCCAUGGCCAGGAAGAACGAGUGGCCUCUGGACAGGAUGUGUCUGUCUGUAGAGGUGACCAAGAAGAACCGCGAGGACAUGACCAGUCCACCCAGGGAGGGGGCCUACAUCUACGGACUCUACAUGGAGGGUACGGGUUAUCAUCUCGGUUGCAUUCUAAAAUGGCAUCCUAUUCCCUAUAUAGUAAAACACAAAAAAGCCAGACCACGAUUAGAAAAUAGAUACGUUUAUUCAGUCAGGCAAAUGGCUACUUUGGAUUUCUCCAAAGUGAUACACUGUAGAACACAUUUACGCCAAUUUUUGCCAUUAGCAAUGGCAUCAUGAAACAUCAGCCACCAUCUUCUGGAGAUGAAUAAGUCCGUCAAUAACACACAUCAGGUGCAGUCAAAACUUUAAUAUCAUUUUUAAAAACUCAUCAAAUUCUCUUAGGUUACAAAGAUAGUCAUCCAUUCACACAGAGUGCCCAGUUCAGAUCCUGGAAUGACUCACUGUAUGAGCUGGUUAGCGCAGGGUUUCCCAAACUUUCUCUCAGGCCUCCUUCCAGCAUUGGGGAACAUCCCUAGGGGGCACGCCCCACAGUUUGGGAACCACUGGUUUAGAGUACCGUAGUAAACACUGCUAGAUCAGUUCUCCUCUCAACCGUCCUUAAGGCUCCUCCAGGGAUCUCAAGACUCCACACACAGCGGUCUGUCUUGUCACCUUCACACACACGCACAGUUUGUUUAUUCACCUUCAGACCCACACCUGUUCACAUGCCUGUCUAUUCACCUUCAGACCCACACCUGUCUAUUCACCUUCAGACCCACACCUGUUCACACACCUGUCUAUUCACCUUCAGACCCACACCUGUUCACAUGCCUGUCUAUUCACCUUCAGACCCACACCUGUCUAUUCACCUUCAGACCAACACCUGUUCACACACCUGUCUAUUCACCUUCAGACCCACACCUGUUCACAUGCCUGUCUAUUCACCUUCAGACCCACACCUGUUCACAUGCCUGUCUAUUCACCUUCAGACCCACACCUGUCUAUUCACCUUCAGACCCACACCUGUUCACACACCUGUCUAUUCACCUUCAGACCCACACCUGUUCACAUGCCUGUCUAUUCACCUUCAGACCCACACCUGUUCACAUGCCUGUCUAUUUACCUUCAGACCCACACCUGUUCACAUGCCUGUCUAUUUACCUUCACACACACACACUUUACUCUCAUCAUGUACCAGAUUCUACUCUGUCAAUACAAAACUAAUGGGGAGGUUGUGGAAUGUACACAACAUCCUGGCUAACGUUCCUCCUGCUGGCAACAUGUACUCAGCAUAUUAAUGUUUGUAGUUCAUGGAAAACACCUUACUAGUUUCCGUGACAAAAACAGUGCUAUUUCUCAGGCAUUGGUAACUAAGUGGUCCGUUUGUACAGUAGAUAUACACAACCAUACAGUCUCAAUGUGGAGAUGGGGGUUGGAGUGAUGACAGAUGUUUCUAUGUUUAGAGUUCAAUACGGUAGGUAUGUAUGUGUCUGGUUGUGUAUGUGCAGGGGCGCGCUGGGACACCCAGACAGGGGUGAUAGCGGACGCUCGUCUGAAGGAGCUGACCCCCAACAUGCCGGUGAUCUUCAUCAAGGCGGUACCAGUGGACCGGCAGGAGACCAAGAACGUGUACGAGUGUCCCGUCUACAAGACCCGCAUGAGGGGUCCCACCUUCAUCUGGACCUUCAACCUCAAGACCAAGGAGAAGCCUGCCAAGUGGGUACUGGCUGCGGUCUGCCUCCUGCUCAGCGUGUAA